UUCUUGCUUCCCCCUCUUGACCGAUCACACUCAAAAUUCAAAAUUUCCACGUAAUGAGCGUUGCCGAGAAGCGUAUGGAGAUCGCCGAGAAACUGUCGCGGGUGGCCGCGGCCGUUUCUGACCUGAGCCAGACCAUCCAGCAAGAACUGGCCAAGGAAGAAAGUGGCGCCGAUCUGGCCGUUUCCUCCGUCUCCGCGGAGACAAAGCAGGAAAGAAUGUCCGGUGGGUCCGGUGGCCCGACGCACUGCCUCUUCGAGUCGAGCAGGACCGAGGCGACCAGCAUCCCCCGCUCCUCCUCCUGCCCUCCACCACGAUUUUCGGAAGAUCUUGGCCAGGGUCAGGUUGCGGUCCAGCCGACGAGGCCCUCUUUUUCCGCUUCAUCCGUCAUUGAAAUGGGAAGGGAGGAAGCUGCCAGGAGUUUGAGUGUUGUGAGCCAACGUCUUGGUGAAAUUCAGAAGAGCGUGGACUCGAUCGACCUGUCAGAUCACUUCAACGACGGGGCGAGAAUAGAACAGAAAAUCGCGCAAGACCUGCAGCCUCGGCUCAGUUUCAAAGAGUUCGACGUGGACCUGUGGUCAGCAGAUCCAAAGCCAAUAGCGAAAGGAAAAAUCAUCGAGAAGCCCAAGGAAGAAAGCGUGAUGAAAGAAAUCCUCAACCGACUGGACACGAUUGAAAGGAAGUUGAGCAGGAAUAAUAUCACAUGAAUCUA
Molecule: messenger RNA, 709 nt
Organism: Cloeon dipterum
Lineage: Eukaryota; Metazoa; Arthropoda; Insecta; Ephemeroptera; Baetidae
Exons: 2
Coding region: 54-704 (216 amino acids)
Source: RefSeq, a predicted model, not a curated record